AGGCGCCAUUUUCGAUGUUGCCGUGCCACAGUGAAGAUCCUGAAAGAAAACCUUGAAGAUGCCUGAGCCGGCGAAGUCUGCUCCGGCACCAAAGAAAGGUUCCAAGAAGGCGGUGACCAAGACGCAGAAGAAAGGGGACAAGAAGCGCAAGAGGGCAAGGAAAGAGAGCUACUCCAUCUACGUGUACAAGGUGCUGAAGCAGGUGCACCCCGACACGGGCAUCUCGUCCAAGGCCAUGAGCAUCAUGAACUCCUUCGUCAACGACAUCUUCGAGCGCAUCGCGGGCGAGGCGUCGCGCCUGGCGCACUACAACAAGCGCUCCACCAUCACCUCGCGGGAGAUCCAGACGGCCGUGCGCCUGCUGCUGCCCGGCGAGCUGGCCAAGCACGCCGUGUCCGAGGGCACCAAGGCUGUCACCAAGUACACCAGCUCCAAGUAAAAGGACAGGGAGUUAUAAACCAAACGGCUCUUUUAAGAGCCACCACACGUUCCUAAUAAGAGCUGUGAUUGCAAAUACGAUGUGGGUUUUGUCAUGGGGCUGUAAUACUAAUGCAAGUACAAAUAUAGUUGAAAGUACGAAAAAUUAUUAC
Molecule: messenger RNA, 590 nt
Organism: Lonchura striata (white-rumped munia)
Lineage: Eukaryota; Metazoa; Chordata; Aves; Passeriformes; Estrildidae
Product: histone H2B 7
Cellular component (GO): nucleosome
Molecular function (GO): structural constituent of chromatin; protein heterodimerization activity; DNA binding
Source: RefSeq, a predicted model, not a curated record